AUGAAGUCAUUCUUUUUGAAGGCCGAACAAAUGUUCCUGCUCGCGCUGCACGAGCGCUUGAGCCAGCAGCUUCGACCGCAGGCCGAAUUGCAACGUAUGUGGCAGAGUAUGGUACUUGGCCUGCCGGCGCUUCUGCCGCCGCUGGAUUUCGCCGCCAGUUUGCCAGGGAGCAGCAGUCAGGCUUUGUUCCACCCGCUCUACCAG
Messenger RNA from Gongylonema pulchrum, 204 nucleotides. NCBI's taxonomy places the organism in Eukaryota, Metazoa, Nematoda, Chromadorea, Rhabditida, Gongylonematidae. The record is from the annotation of a GenBank genome assembly.